Messenger RNA from Tachyglossus aculeatus (Australian echidna), 1515 nucleotides. It is a transcript of the gene PLEK2, whose product is annotated as pleckstrin 2. The transcript is spliced from 9 exons. The record is from RefSeq and is a predicted model, not a curated record. Gene Ontology annotation, biological process: intracellular signal transduction; actin cytoskeleton organization. Gene Ontology annotation, cellular component: plasma membrane. NCBI's taxonomy places the organism in Eukaryota, Metazoa, Chordata, Mammalia, Monotremata, Tachyglossidae. The coding region runs from base 48 to 1118 and encodes 356 amino acids.
AGCGCAGGAACCACAGCUGCAGACGCCGCAAGUUGUUCCUGGAUGCAAUGGAGGGUGAAGGUGGCGUGCUCAAAGAAGGCUUCCUGGUGAAGAGGGGUCACCUGGUCCACAACUGGAAGGUGAGAUGGUUCGUCCUGAAGCAGAACUCGUUGCUGUACUACAAGCUGGAGGGAGGGAGGAAAGAGGUGCUUCUCAAAGGACAGAUCCUUCUGGACGGCUGCACUAUCACCUGCCCCUGCCUGGACUAUGAGAACAGACCGCUCGUCAUUAAGCUGAGGACCAAGACGUCCACGGACUAUUUCCUGGAGGCCUGUUCUCGAGAAGAGCGGGACGCCUGGGCCUUUGAAAUCACCGGGGCCAUUCACGCCGGCCAGCCCGGCAAGAUCCGGCAACUCCACGUCCUGAAAAACUCCUUCAAGCUUCCCGCCAACAUCAGCCUGAACCUCAUAGCGAAACAAAUGCACGAUGGCAACAGCCGUAUCCGGCCGGCCCCCAACAUGGAGCAAGGCAGCACCUAUAAGAAAACUUUCACAGGCUCUGCCCUGGUGGACUGGCUCAUCUCCGGGCAGUUUGUGGCCAGCCGGCUGGAGGCCGUCACCCUGGCUUCGAUGCUGAUGAGCGAGAACUUCGUCCAGCCCGUUGGGGCCCGCAGCAGCGAGGCCGUCCGCUCCGGGGACCUGGCCGACCAAUUCCUCGACGACUCCACGGCCCUAUAUACCUUCGCUGAAAGCUACAAGAAGAAGAUGAUUAGCCCGAAGGAGGAUGUCGACCUCAACACCGUUGAACUCAGUGGCACCAUAAUUAAGCAGGGAUAUUUAGCCAAGCAGGGACACAAGAGGAAGAAUUGGAAGGUGAGGCGCUUUGUACUGAGGAGUGAGCCUGCUUUCCUGCACUACUACAACCCUUCAAAGGAAGAGAACAGGCCAGUGGGAGGAUUUUCUCUCCGCGGCUCCCUCGUGUCCGCUCUGGAAGAUAAUGGAGUUCCCACGGGGGUCAAAGGGAACGUGCAAGGCAAUCUCUUCAAAGUGAUCACCAAGAAUGACGUUCACUAUUACAUCCAGGCCAGCAGCAAGGCGGAGCGGACUGAGUGGAUCGAAGCCAUCAAGAGGUUAACGUAAGCCCCGGAAGAAGAUGGUCCUAACGGGAAGGGGUAUGGAUUGGCCUUUCCAGACUAGAAAACUCGGAUGGUUGGCUUCACCAUCCCUGGAAGCCCCUAACGAGGCGAUUAACCCGCCAAGUGCUCUGCACUGAGUUUGCUCUUUGUUCCCAUUUUGCUUCUUCCCCUUGGACGAGGGGAUUUGUCCACCUCUUUGGUAGCAAAUAGUUGGAAACUGUAACCUCACCAGUGGGCAGGAUGGGUUGGGAUUUUGCUUCACUCCCCAAAAUUCCUCAGGUGACCUACUCACGAAGACAAGAAUCACCCCAACUUCUGUAUCCUCUCUUAUGCCUUUCGGUUACAGAUGAGUCCUCUUGCUUUUAUAAUACCGUAUUUGUUAAGCGCUGACGAUGUGCCAA